This is a messenger RNA of Caretta caretta (loggerhead turtle), 3191 nucleotides long. It is a transcript of the gene MFRP, whose product is annotated as membrane frizzled-related protein. Gene Ontology annotation, molecular function: protein binding. NCBI's taxonomy places the organism in Eukaryota, Metazoa, Chordata, Testudines, Cheloniidae. The record is from RefSeq and is a predicted model, not a curated record.
GCCCCCUCCCCCUGGAGUCCAGUACAACCAUUCCUUGGCUUCCAACCUUUGGUACCAGCCAAAGCAGCCAGCCUGGCCAUUUACAUUCCCUGCAGCAGGCAGACUGAGCUCACCCAGAGCUCUGAGUGCUCCGCAAUAGCCACGUGGAUGUCCCGGGGGAAGGAUCAAACCCCAGUCGCACCUCUCAGGAGUCGUUUUGUGCUGUUGCAGUGAUCAGGAACAGCCAUGCCGAUGGCAGAGGGGCCAUGGGAGGGGGCCAGGGCCCACCAGACCCAGAGGGCGAGGAAUGCACCAGGGGAGCAAUUCUAGCCAGAUCCUGCCAGGAAUCACCCCCAGCGAUGAAGGACUUCACUGAAAUCACGCUGUGCCCCGACAGGCUGGAGCAGAGUAAGACGGAGUUUUGCAAUCCCAUCUUCGAGCCUGAGAGCGAGGGGGCUGGCUGCGCACCCCCCACUCCGCACCAGAUGGCAGGGGAGAACGGGAGCAGCACUGGAUCCUCCUGGGAUGGCCUCGCUCCCCCCGCAGGCCAGCGGCUCUGGGGCAGGGCGGGCAGGAAGCACGGGCCCGACUGCAAGUUCUCCUGGCUGUGCGUAGCACUGAUGAGUGCAUUGCUCUUGCUGCUACUCGCCUUGCUGCUGGGGAUCAUCAUCUCCCAGCUGCAGUCCUCACACUCAGCCGGACCCUCCUCUGCGACUGCAUCUGCCCACCAUCACCACGCCACCACAGCACCUGCAGGCACCGCCGAGCCACAGAGAGAGCCGCCCCCAGCUACUACACCAGAGCCCUCCUGUGGGGGGACCCUGAAGGGCCCCGAGGGCUCCCUCAGCUCCCCCAGGUACCCUGCCCCCUACCCACCCAACACCCUGUGCGUCUGGCGCAUCCAGGUGGAGGACGGGCUGGCCAUCCAGCUAAAGAUCGAGUCACUCAGCCUGGAAGGCACAAGAUGGUGCCUCUUCGACAGGGUGGAGCUGUACGAAGAGCUGGGAGCAGCCAGCAGCUCCCCUUGGGGAGGGGCAUCCAGGUUUUGUGGGGACGUGGCGCCCCCGACAAUCAACACCAACUCCAACCGGCUGCGCGUCACCUUCGUCUCGGACAACAGCGUGGGUGCCCUGGGGUUUACCGCCCACUACCACGCCAUCGUGCCCAGUGACAAGAGCUGUGCCUGGGACGAGUUUUUCUGCGACCAGGGGCUCUGCCUCCACCUGGGCCUUGUCUGUGACGGCUUCCACGACUGCACGGACAAGAGCGACGAAGCCAACUGCAGCUCGAGACACAAAGAAUGCGGUGGGUCGCUGACCAGCUUGGAGGGGCAGUUCUCCACCCCAAGCCACCCCCAGCCGUACCCGCAUCAGCAGCUCUGUCUCUGGCAGAUCGCCGUGCCCGUGGGCCAUGUGAUCGAUCUGCAGUUCCACAACUUCAGCUUGGAGUCGCAGGAGGACUGCACCUUUGACUUUGUGGAGGUGCAUGACAGUGCAGGCACGGAUGCCCUCAGCCUCCUGGGCAGGUUCUGUGGCUCCCAGUUGCCGCCCGUCCUGACCUCCUCACGACACGUCAUGACCGUCCUGUUCAUGGCAGAUGAGGGCGUGGCGGAGGACGGGUUCUUUGCCACCUACCGUGCCCGGAACGCCACAGAAAAAACAUGCAGCCCCUUGGAGUUCUCCUGCAGAAACGGGGAGUGCCAGGCGCGGGAGUCGGUGUGUGAUGGCUGGCAUGACUGCCCGGAUGGGAGCGAUGAAUUCAACUGCACUAGUGUCUCACCCCCCUCCUUUGAGUCCUCCUGCCAGCAGAUCCAAGUGGAGGUGUGCUUGGGUCUCAGCUACAACACCACCUCCUUCCCCAACAUCUGGCUGACCAUCCCAGACCAGCAGGAAGCGGCCACCAUGCUCCGAGACUACAAGACCCUGAUGGGGCUCUCCUGCUACCAGCACCUGCGCCUGCUGAUCUGCAGCCUCUUCGUGCCCAAGUGCACGCCGGACGGGGGCGUCCUGCAGCCCUGCCGCUCCGUGUGCCUGACGGCAGAGCAGCGCUGCCAGCAGGCCCUCAGCCUCCUCAGCAUCCUCUGGCCCAUCAACUGCAAUGUCCUCCCUGACUCCAACGACCCCGUGGAGUGCUUCAAGCCAUGAGGGGGAGGUGGGGCCCGGCGAGUGGAAGGGUGGGGCUGGCUCUUCCCGCCCCAGCCAGGCCAGAGACGCGACCUGUCUGGCUUUGGGGUGGGUGGAGACUCGAACCCUUCUCUGAGCUAUGCCCUCCCCUUCCAACGCGUUUCCCUUCAGGGACCUGAGGACAUGGGGAGAGCCUGUGGGGCCUAGGAGCCCCAAAUAAAGGUGCUGGAGAAGAAACCACCCACCCUGAGACUGGGAGCCUGCUGCCCCAUAACUCCCCAUGGUGUCCCCCAUAACAGUCCCCUGUGGGAGCCACCAGGGCUGGCCCUAAGUGCCCAGAAUGCGAGUGACUGGCUGCUGGGGUCCCCACACUGCAUAGCCACAGCACUUCGGCAACGUCUGGCCCCAUCUCCCCAGUCCUGUAGUGGGGUCAAAGGGUCCGCCAGCUCGUGCCUUCUCACCCACCACAUCCUCCGAUACACCCCGUCCUACACCCCCUGCAUGACCGAGGGAAAAGAAAAAACAAAUACUUCUUUGACUCAGUUUCCCCAUCUGUAAAAUGGAGACAAUGCUACUUCCCUAACAACCAGGGGGUUGUAAGGAUAAAAGCAUAGCUACAUGGGGCCCUGUUGUGAUGGCGGGGGCCAUAGAAGUACCUAGGUAGAUGAAUGACAAAAAACACCUUAAGAAAUGGCACCUACCCCAGCAUCACGCUUCGUUUUACAAACCUUCCGGUGCCCGAGCCUCUAACUUGACAUCUCAUCUGGGCAGCAGGGGGCUGGAGGGCUGCUUCCCCAAUGCCACGGCAGCUUAAGACAUAGCACCCAUUGGCACACUUCAGUUCCUUGGCCCAGUUCUGGCACCGGACAGCUGUCUUUCCACCUUACCCGAAUGCCACUUGUACACAGGGUAAAGAGUUAAUCAGCUCACCACGCAGACCUGCAGGCUAAGGCAAGGGCCAGUGCACUGUGUUCCACUUGACUUGGCUGGCAGUGCCUGGGGUGCUGGCCAGAACAGCAGCGUGGGCUCCAAUGCCCUUGGCACGACUCUGUGUGUCUAAUAAACAGCUGCAGCAUUUUGCAACUACAA